GCUGAUUGCCGACCGAUCGACUUGUACUGGUAGUCUCUCCGCACUGAACUAUUCCUCAUUUCAGACAUGGCACUAAAUAGAAGACAAUUCUCCAGAUUUUCCUCCGGUGGUGCUCGUAUGUGUGGUGCCUCUGAAAGAUUGCAAAGAUCUGUGGCAUCGUUAUCAUAUGGUGUUGGUGGUUUAACUUCUCCCGGUGGUUUUGAAAGUGGUGCACUUGGUGCAGGUUUUGGUUUAGGAAGUGGUGUUGGUGGUUCAAUUGCUGUCAGUGCCAUGGGAGCUGGUGGAGGUUUUGGUAUUGGAGGUUAUGAUGGUGGAAGAUUAAUUGCUGCCAGUACUCCGGGAUAUGGUGGGUAUGGACUUUAUGGAGGUUAUGGUUGUUCAGUUUCUGCUCCUGGUGUUGGUUUUGAGUUAAGCGGUAGCGGCAGUGCUGCCCCAUUUAUGGUAAAUGAAAAGCAGCAGAUGCAGAGCCUGAACGACAGACUGGCUGCCUAUCUCGAUAAGGUGCGCACCCUUGAAGCAACCAACAAGGACCUGGAGAACAAGCUCAAGAAUUUCCGCACGAGCAAAGUGGUCAGCAGGGAUUUCACUUCGUACCAGAACCAGCUGCAGCCCCUCCGUGACCAGAUAAUUGCUGCCAUCAUUCAGAAUUCUCGCCUGGCUCUGAAGAUUGGUAAUGCCCAGCUGGCUGCUGAUGACUUCAGAAAAAAAUAUGAGAUCGAAUGCAUCUUUCGCCAGGCAAUGGAGGCUGACAUCCUUAAUCUGAAGAGUCUGAAGCAAGAAUACGAUUCCCACCAGACCAGCAACAAUCAGGAAGUUGAAGCCCUGAAAAAAGAGAUUGAAGAAAUGACGAAACAGCAUGGACAGAGUGUGAGUAUUCUGAAAGAAGAGAUGUCCGGCACCGUGAGUGUGGGCAUCACCACCACUGAAAGCCCAGAUCUGAAACAGAUUUUAGAUGACUUACGUGCAGAGUAUGAAGAUAUUGUUCGUAGAAACAAGGAGGAUCUUGAGAUGUGGUUCAACAAGCAGGUGGAAACCAAACAAGCUGCGGCCAUCCAGGAAACAGACGUCAGUGAAAAAACAAAGAUAGAAGUGACGGAGCUUCGCCAUCAGAACCAGAGCCUACAGAUAGAAAUGGAUGCUCUGCUGGUCUCUAAAGGUUCCUUAGAGGAUAACCUGGCAGUAGUGAAUGACCACUAUCAGAUGGAGCUUCACCGUUACGCUGCCUUGGUGGGUACCAUGGAGGGGGAGUUGAUGAGCAUCCGGAACAGCAUAACCUCCCAGUCUGAGGACUACAGGAACCUUCUGAACGUCAAAGAGAAACUGGAGAAAGAGAUUGCCACGUACAAGCAGCUGCUGGAAGGAGUGGACCAGGGUGCUGGCGGAGUCUCAUCUGAAAUUUCCAGGGACUCAAAGGCUGAUGCUUCACUGAAUAUGGUAAUAGAAAGGUAAUAUACAUAUUAUUAAAAAUCUGUUGUCUCUAUACUUUGUCAUUAAUUUUAGAAGUUCCAGGUGACAGGGUUAGCCCGUCCUUUAUUGUAAGUUGGAUUUUUGGAAUCAUCUUCAUCAUUAGAACUUUAAAGCAUAGACAUGUUGUCUCCUUGUUCUGUUUGCAUGUUUGCUUUCACCUCCAGUUAAUGUUCACUCCUACACCAUGACCCCUCAGGUGUCCACAUUUUCACCUGGUGCCCGUAAAACACAUGACAGACUAAAACGGCUAAACUACUACCCACUGCCCACACAGCACACAUCACCCGUCCACAUUUAUAUGACACACAAGAAUCUGUUCAGAUCCAGUUGGCGUGCUGCCAACUUGGCACACAUUACCCUUCUGUAGAUGCCAAUUAAAACAGACUACCUUGAAUUAGCUAAAUAUCUCUCCAGUCCUUAAAACUACAGGAUUCCCCUGAGAUGGCCAAA
Erpetoichthys calabaricus (reedfish) is the source of this 1917-nucleotide messenger RNA. RefSeq names its product keratin, type I cytoskeletal 19-like. The transcript is spliced from 7 exons. NCBI's taxonomy places the organism in Eukaryota, Metazoa, Chordata, Cladistia, Polypteriformes, Polypteridae. The record is from RefSeq and is a predicted model, not a curated record. Gene Ontology annotation, molecular function: structural molecule activity. Bases 67 to 1449 code for a protein of 460 amino acids.